AUGGUUAGUGACUUUGUGCAUCAAUAUGAAAAAGCUAUAGAUGCACGUUAUUUCAAAGAGAAAGAGAAUGAUGUGCGGACAAAAUCUACACGGGCGAUAAUGAAGACACCUCUUAAAAUUGAAGAGGAGGCGGCAAUGGUUUAUACAAGAAAGUCCUUCAUGAUCUUCCAAAAUGAACUUUUCGAUAGUCUACGAUACCAAGCAAGAAAAUUAUCAAAAGAGGGUGAGACCAAGACAUAUGGAGUCAAUGCUUACGGUAAAGAAAGACCUCUUUACCAUGUGACGCUUGAGGGUGAUGAAGAAUAUGCAACAUGUACUUGCCAUAAGUGGGAGUUUAUGGGAAUUCUUUGUAGGCAUAUCUUGUGUGUUUUUGGCAAAAAAAUGAAGUUAGAUAGAUUGUCACAACAUUAUGUGUUAGAAAGAUGGACUAUUAAUGCUAAGAGUCGACCCAUUCCUGACAUACCAUGUCCUGAAGGGCGUGUUCGAGAAGGACUAGAUGAGCCUACGAUGAGAAAAAUCAAAACGAUGUUACAAUUUUACGACAUUGUCGAACUAGGGUCACAGUCAGCAGAGAAAUAUAAUCACCUCACAGUUGCAUUGGAGAAGGUUCACAAAGAGUUACUUGACAUGGAGGAUAAUGUAGAAUGUUCACGAGCAUGCGAACCAACCAAUGAUGAUCACAACAUGGGAAGUCAAGUUAUAUCGAACUUCUCACAAACGGUCCAGGAUCCUCCAAGGGUGCCAACAAAAGGACGUCCAAAAUCUUUGAGAGCGAAGAACCCAAAAGAAACACAUGCGACAAAGAAGAGAUACUGUAGCAUUUGCAAGAAUGAGGGGCAUACUAAAAACAAUUGUUCUUCUGCGAGGGAUCUUGGGCUAACAAUUGACAACAUAUCGCAACAUGUUGAUCCAUAG
Carya illinoinensis is the source of this 915-nucleotide messenger RNA. RefSeq names its product protein FAR1-RELATED SEQUENCE 9-like. Gene Ontology annotation, molecular function: zinc ion binding. Lineage: Eukaryota; Viridiplantae; Streptophyta; Magnoliopsida; Fagales; Juglandaceae. The record is from RefSeq and is a predicted model, not a curated record. The coding region runs from base 1 to 915 and encodes 304 amino acids. The transcript has 2 exons.